AUGGAAACAUACUAAUAUAUUGACUUUUAAAAGGUAUUUAAUGGUUGCUUGUUCCACAAGAAUGCUUUUACAUCACAUGAAGCUCUUCGUAACUUCGUGAAGAAGAAGCUUCGGUUGACUUAUGAAUCUUUCCUUCUUUUAUUUCUCAAUCAAAUGAGACUCAAGUCCUAUGUUUGUUUUUUGUUUUAUGUUCCUUCAAAAAGUUCUAUUUUUUUUAUGUCACACAUAAAACUAUCUUCUUUUAUUGUGACUGAUUAGCCACACACUUAUAAGAAGCAUUCCUCUUCGAUCAUGGUUGUAAUGGAUCUCCUAUCUCCACAAUCCGUCCUUUUGGUCCUCCUCUUCUCCCUCUCUUCCCUCUACCUCAUCUUCUUCUCUAGAUGGAACCACGGCUCAGCAGCUUCCACCACGUAUCCCCCCAACCUCAGGCCCUACCCGUUGAUCGGCCACCUCCCCCAGUUCUUGAAGAACCGCCACCGCCUGCCCGACUGGUUCGCCGAGUCCCUCGCCGCCACCCCCACCAACACCUUCCUCGUGCGCCGCCCCGUCGGCAUACGCAGCGUCAUCACCGCCAAUCCCGCCAACGUCGAGCACAUCCUCCGCACCCGCUUCGACAACUACCCCAAGGGCCCUCGAUUCCGCUCCAUCCUCCACGACUUCCUCGGCCACGGCAUCUUCAACUCCGAUGGCGACGCCUGGCGCGUCCAGCGUAAGACCGCCAGCUUCGAGUUCAACUCCAAGUCCCUCCGCUCCUUCGUCGUCCGCUGCGUCCACGAGGAGAUCCUCUCCCGCCUCCUCCCUUUGCUGGAGAAGAGCUCGCAUGACGACUCCGCCGUCGACCUCCAGGACGUCCUCGAGCGCUUCGCGUUCGAUAACAUCUGCAAGGUGGCUUUCGACCAUGAUCCCGUCUGCCUCGCCAAGGACGACGGUAGCUGCGGGCAAGACAACUUCUCUACUGGCUUCGCCCUCGCCUUCAACGACGCCUCGAACACCAGCGCCGCCCGAUUUCGUUACGUCCUCCCGAGACUGUGGAUGAUAAAGAAGCUGCUGGGCGUUGGUUCGGAGCGGCGGCUUAGGCAGUCGAUCGCCACGGUCCAUGGCCUCGCCAUGCGGAUCAUACGGGCAAAGAAGGAGAACCGGACCUCUUCUUCGCUGCCCCAAGCCGAGGAUCUCCUCUCUCGGUUCAUCGCCAACGAGGACCACUCCGAAGACUUCCUCCGCGACAUCGUCAUCAGCUUCAUGCUCGCCGGCAAGGACACCAUCUCUUCGGCGCUGACCUGGUUCUUCUGGCUCCUCUGCUCUCGCCCAGACGUGGAGGCCAAGAUCAUGGACGAGAUCAGAUCAAUUCGAGCCCGGCGCCCCAGCACCUCCCCGGCAGUCUUCGACUACGAGGAGCUCAGGGACAUGCACUACCUCCACGCGGCCAUAACGGAGUCAAUGCGUCUGUACCCUCCGGUGCCGUUGAACUCUCAGUCUUGCCUCUCGGACGACGUCCUUCCAGACGGCACGGCUGUCAAGAAGGGAUGGUUAAUGUCGUACAACUCCUACGCGAUGGGGCGGAUGGAGGCCAUCUGGGGGCCAGACUGCCGGGAGUACAAGCCGGAGCGGUGGCUAGAUGAGGGGAAGUUCCGGCCGGAGAGCCCGUUCAAGUUCCCAGCGUUCCACGCGGGGCCGAGGAUCUGCCUGGGGAAGGAGAUGGCGUACAUCCAGAUGAAGUCGAUCGUGGCGUGCGUCCUGGAGAGGUUGGCGGUGGAGUUGGUGGACAAGGAGGCACGCCCCGUCAAGAUGAUCUCAUUGACGUUGCGGAUGAAGGGCGGGCUACUGUUGCGCUUCAGGAAGAGAUCCGUCUGACACUGACGUCGCUCGUUCAUCUAUGUCUGUGUUUAUAAUGUUUAUGGUAUUUAAUAUGGAUGUUAAUCUAGUCAUUAA
This is a messenger RNA of Musa acuminata subsp. malaccensis (wild Malaysian banana), 1929 nucleotides long. RefSeq names its product cytochrome P450 CYP94D108-like. The record is from RefSeq and is a predicted model, not a curated record. Gene Ontology annotation, molecular function: monooxygenase activity; oxidoreductase activity, acting on paired donors, with incorporation or reduction of molecular oxygen; heme binding. NCBI's taxonomy places the organism in Eukaryota, Viridiplantae, Streptophyta, Magnoliopsida, Zingiberales, Musaceae.